Dendronephthya gigantea is the source of this 2986-nucleotide messenger RNA. RefSeq names its product F-box/LRR-repeat protein 15-like. Gene Ontology annotation, cellular component: SCF ubiquitin ligase complex. Gene Ontology annotation, molecular function: protein binding. Bases 1988 to 2896 code for a protein of 302 amino acids. Gene Ontology annotation, biological process: SCF-dependent proteasomal ubiquitin-dependent protein catabolic process. Lineage: Eukaryota; Metazoa; Cnidaria; Anthozoa; Malacalcyonacea; Nephtheidae. The transcript has 4 exons. The record is from RefSeq and is a predicted model, not a curated record.
AGAUUUCAUUACUUUACGCAAAGUGCAAGUAUUACGAUACAAGCGUGAUAUUAAUUGGUCGUAUUGGAUAGCCAAUAAGGUGGGAAAAUAAUACCAAAGUUUACCCAGGAAGGAUAGCUUGGACUUCUCAAACACUUCGAGAGAAAAUUUGCUUAAGAAUAAUGUCAAAAUGUCUCGUGAAAUUUCAGGUUGUGCCCUAUACGUCAUCCUUUUUUUCAGUUAAAUUAUAUACUGAUGCACGGGCGUGACGAUAUCGAAGUCAAAACCGGAAUCAAACAUUGAAAAAAAAAGCGACUCGAUGAAGUGAAAACUAGCCCUCUGUAUUUCCGUAUUCUGGAUUAAUCUACGAGAAAGACGUUGAGUUUCAAGAGACCAGCCGGAUGUUUCAAGAAAUAAGAGAGCAGGAACUCGAAGGUGAUAUUAUACAACUUACAUAAAGUGUCAGUCAAUCAUUUUACUCUUAUAGGUAGCAAGAAGGAACAGCAAAGCUUUACAAUAAUAUCUACUUUUACUACAACAAGAAAAUAUCGAAUGUAAUUGAAAAUAAAUGCAGGAAUACACAAAUUCUUUUGGCUAUCGAUUUCAGCAAAGGGCAAAUAUCGUUAGGACAUUUCUAGUUGCAUGUUAUGGUAAGAUUUUAUACUAAAAGUACCCUGGGAAAGUAAUAUAAGCGCUCUUGAUUACUAUAUAUGCAUGAGGAUUCUGCUUCAUUCAUAAGGAUUAUGCUUAAGGUCUUAUGCUUUUUUUGGAAAUUUUAAGAUGGAAUACAUGAUGUACGGUUUUCAUAAGUCAUACAUAUAUUUGUGUACAACAGAUUUUCCAUACGUAUUUGAUUGAAAUUUUUAAAAUAAUGCCAUUUAUAAUAUGGUGUCAUAAAUCGUGUUAAUAUAAUAGACUCAAUUGAAUAGCUGAUUAUCUUUGUAAAAGUAGCUUUUUGCGAAGGGUCAAAGUCAAAUUGCACUUAAAUUAUAACAGGGUCAUUGUGUGGCUGUAAUGUUAUCGUUACGUAGAGAGAUGUUUUCAACCAUUUCAGACCAUUAAAAACAUCAUCUUCAAUCAUUUCUAUCUUUAUUAGAGAGACUAUAUAGUUCAGAGAAACGCAAAGCGAAUUUUCAAUUAUUAGAAAACGAGUCAAUAAGACAGUACUGAGACGAGACAAUACUGAAAUGAAAUCCUGGAAGCCAUGAACGACAGACGAGUCGAACAACAACGUUAAGUGUUUAUUAGGGUCAAAUUCAUCGGCUUUGGAAACUGUACAAUUUAGAUGAAUCGCAUCACGGUUGAUCGCGCUACCUAGUUGGUAUCUAAGGAACCUUCGCAAGGAAUCGUAAAUCACCGUUAUUUCAAGGGAGAUUAGGGGCCACAUAUUUGCGAUAGCAGGACGUGGUACACCAAGAUUAUGUCUAAACUACCUGAUUUAUUGUCAAAUCCAAACUUCAAAAUGAUGGUGGUAUAGGAUCUUGUGGUGAAUCAACUGCAGAUGUCAGAAAUUAUGCCUGGUUUCCAUAAAGUCGUAUUAAAGUGUCGUUAACAUGUCAAGGAGGCUAAUGUGAUCGAAUAUUUCUAUUUGUGCGCACUCAACAAUGAUCGGUUUGAAUACAGAAAUAAAGACAAAUUUACAACCGGACUAUUUCUCAUCGGUGUGAAAGACUCGUUCACGAGUAAAACGAGGCUUAUCAUGAAUAACAACAGGCGAAAACCAUUGGCAUACGCAUCAAGAUGUUUCAACACUUUAAUUCACCGGAAAUAAUAACACAAUGUACUUCCGAUAGUUUAAAUUGAUAACUGUGCUUCUACAUAUGAACUGUUUGUAAAAUGUCUGCAUGAAGCACGGCGAGGCUUUAAUAAAUUUCUCGUUAUCGUCAAACUGAAUGUUGCAGAAGUGUUGCAAAAUGGUUCCAAAAAUCCCCAGAGACUUUAGCUCGCGCAAAAUGUCACGGAAUCCUGGAAACUACAACAAUGGCUGUAGCGAAGGAAAGUUUUACAUAUGAAAACAAUGGAGAACUCUGCUAAGUUGAAGAGAAGUAAAAACAGUAUAAAUAUUUUAACACUACCAUGGCGAGAUGUUAUAUUUCCACACAUAUUUUGCCACCUUCCUCUGUCCGAUAUAUCCAGAAUUCGCCGAGCAAGUAAAAGAUUUAAUGAGCUGUGUUUGAGCUACUUUCAGUACUGCACGGUUCUCGAUUGCUUCCCUGUUUCAAAGAAACUGACGGAGCAUGCAUUUGUUGAAAUAACCAAGAAAUCAUCCUGUUUGAAAGAACUAAGCUUAGAAAGCUGCAAGACGUUUAAAGACUCGUCAUUGACGGUCCUUUUGGAAAGAAAUCCCAAUCUAAUGUCAUUGAAUAUUAACGGAUGCAACAGUUUAUCGAAUGAAAGCUUGCUUGCAGUAGCGAGAUAUUGUUCACAUUUGACUCAUGUUUACUUGAGAGAAUGCAGAUGGGUGUCAUCUAAGAGCCUUGUAACAAUUGCCAAAUCCUGUAAAUUAUUGAAUAUUAUUGAUCUAAGUGGUUGCUGGGAAGUCGAUGAUGAAUGUCUGAUUGCUUUGGUGAUGUCAUGUCCAAAAAUAGCUCGCCUAUAUGUCAAUGGCUGUUAUGGGAUAACUGAUACGUCACUUCACGUUUUGAGUCGUCAGCUUGCGGAGCUAACAAGAUUAGAGCUUGAUGGUUGUUGGAGGGUCACAAAUCGUGCGAUAAAAAUGGUUGGGGAAUACUGUAGGAAGUUGAAAUAUCUUCAUGUUAAGGAUUGCCGUGACAUCUCCGAGGUCAGCCUGGCCAGAUUGCGGGUGAAGGGUGUGGAGAUUAACACAAAACAGGAGGUACCAUCAUCACAAAUCCUUAGACAGUAUUUUAACAAACCAUCAAUGCACAUGACACCCCUUCGAUUUGAUCCCACAUAGAGAUGGUAUGUCAGAAAGUAUAAUCAGGGCAGUUCAUCGGAAGAGGUUAAGUAAAUCAGUCAUUUACAAUUUUCGAGUACAAUUUUAGCU